This is a messenger RNA of Jatropha curcas, 1573 nucleotides long. RefSeq names its product Pathogenesis-related thaumatin superfamily protein. The record is from RefSeq and is a predicted model, not a curated record. NCBI's taxonomy places the organism in Eukaryota, Viridiplantae, Streptophyta, Magnoliopsida, Malpighiales, Euphorbiaceae.
CUCUUAUUUGGUUUGCAUGUGCUGUGCUUAUAAAUACGUCCCCUUUCUCCAUACUCCUACCACAUGAAUCCCACUUUUCUCCCUUUCCACUUGCUAAUUCCCCUACUUACCUAUAUAUAUUUUUUCUUCCCCACUCCCAACAUUUCCAUACCAUCUUUUACAAACUUAAAAUCUCUUCUUCUCCUCCUCACUCUUCAAUGGCCCUUUCUCACCUCCACUUUCCUCUCUUCUUUCUUUCUUUCCUUCUCAUUUCUUCAGGUGCAUAUUCAGCCACGUUUACCAUCACAAACAAGUGCAGCUAUACAGUUUGGCCAGGAAUACUUUCAAACGCCGGCACGGCGCAACUCUCCACCACUGGCUUCGCUCUUCAACCAGGCGAAUCGAACUCCGUCGCAAUCCCAGCCUCUUGGUCUGGCCGUUUAUGGGGCCGAACUCUCUGCACAGAAGAUACCACAAUAGGCAAAUUCACUUGCUUAACAGGCGAUUGUGGGUCUAAUUCUAUCGAAUGCUCCGGUGAUGGCGCCGCCCCUCCAGCUACCCUUGCAGAAUUCACUCUUAACGGAGCUGAUGGUCUCGAUUUCUACGACGUCAGCCUCGUUGACGGCUACAACCUUCCAAUGCUAAUAACACCACAAGGCGGCACCGAUGGUAAUUGUACGAUAACCGGUUGUUCGGCGGAGUUGAACAAUUUGUGCCCGACCGACCUUAAAGUAAUGGACAGCGGAAGCGGAGAGAGCGUGGCGUGUAAAAGCGCGUGCGAUGCGUUUGGGGAUCCGCAAUAUUGCUGUAGUGGGGAGUAUGGAAAUCCUAAUACUUGCAAGCCUAGCUCCUACUCAGAAUUCUUUAAAAAUGCUUGUCCUAGAGCUUACAGCUACGCUUAUGACGACGGAACCAGCACUUUUACUUGCGCCGGAGCUGACUAUGCCAUCACAUUUUGCCCUGCACCUUCCACCAGUGUUAAGUCGGCUAAUAGACAGUAUCCAGAGGCGGUGGAAGUCUCGGCCGGCACUCGUAUCACGUCACCUUACUCCAUUAUGGCGGCUAUCUGGCGGUUGUGGCAACUCUUAUGAAAAUUAUAUUUUAUUUACAUCUAUAAGCGAAAGUCAAACAUUUUUCCUUCGCGACAAGGUGAAUUUCACUUCUGAAAAAGACAUUAUCAGGUGAGAUUCACGACCCGAAGUGAUAAAUUGAUGGAGAAAUUAGAUAAUUGAAUUGAAGAAUUGCACGAUUCGGCAGCAAUUAUGAGAAAAAUCGAGGAAGAUUUUGCAUAAUUUGCGGUGAAUAGAUGUGAUGGGAAUCGUAAUACAUAAUAGAAUGGAGAAAACGGUAAAGGCCACAUCAGCAAUCACGCUUGUGAUUUGGACAAAGACAAGAAAGAAAGAAAGAAAGAGACGCAUUAGUGUAGAAGCAAAUGAGAGCAACGAACCAAAAGUGGGUUUUCAUGUUGAUUUGGAGAUUGUAAUAUUUAAUUAUUAUAUUAUAUUUGUAUUGCAUACCGUUAUUAUUAGCUGGAUAAUCUAAUUUUAUGUUUCUUAACUUUUGCCUAAUAAUAAUGCCAACUUUGAUUAGUUCA